Molecule: messenger RNA, 729 nt
Organism: Nelumbo nucifera (sacred lotus)
Lineage: Eukaryota; Viridiplantae; Streptophyta; Magnoliopsida; Proteales; Nelumbonaceae
Source: RefSeq, a predicted model, not a curated record
AUGGGUCGUAGAAGGAUCAAGAYCGAGAAGAUUGAGUGCAAAGACAAACUUAAUGUAUGCUUUUCGAAGCGAAGAACGGGAUUGUUCAAGAAAGCUAAGAAACUAGAUGAUCUCUCCGGUUCCAASACUGCGAUCAUCAUCUUCUCUCCCGCUGGUAAAGUUUUCACGUUCGGCGAUCCGGUAGUCGACUCCUUAAUCGACCGCUACCUCCUCCUUCAUCACCAUCAACCGCACCGCCUUAACCAAAGCAGUGUUGCCAUUGAAGUUGACAACGGAAAAGUUGAUUUGAACGAUUAUGAAUAUCGGAUGCGAGAAAUCGAAUCUUUGUUGAUGAGAGRCAAGGAGAAUGUAAUGAAACGUGUAUUGGAGCAACAACAGAGAGAGCCUGUCAUACCUUCUUCUUCUUGCUUUCAGUCAGCCUUGCUUCCGAAUGAACCAUUAGCUGGAAUUUCGUCUUAUUCGUCAAGCUCAUCACUGGAAACUUUUGGCGUUGACGGUUUUGAGAAUCCGGUUCAACUCGAGCAACCUGAAUCAGCGAGCGUGAAGAGGACACUUGUGGACAACGGAUCUUCAGCGGACAUCCUCUUUUAUGAUAUCUUCGAGAAGAUGAAGCUGACACUAGAUUGGCUGCAGCCGGUCGAUGUGCCACUAGUUGGCUUCUUCAAAGCCAUCAUCAAACCAGAAGGAAGAAUCACCCUACCAGUCAUAAUUGGGACAGAGCCUCGAUAA